CCAUGUUGAUAUGCACUGAGUUUUGACGCUGAUGUGGGGAUCCGGAGCGAGGACAAGCUCCAUGCAACUAGCUGCACCUGCAUCCCACCAUCAACCUCACCUGCAUCUGAUCAACACAGCACUCCAGCAUCACGCCUCUUGACUACAUUGCAAAGCUUCCUUGGACUCUGGCUAUUUCAGCUACCCUACCUACUCCUUCCUCUUCUGUUCAACAUGGCAACAGCAGCAUCAACACCCUCGAAACCCCUUCUAGACCGCAUAAACGCCAACGCCAUUCGAGAUGACAUAGACUUCACCGUCCUACCCUUCUAUCAAGAAGCUCUCGACUCAAUCACCCAACUCCGCACUGAUGCCGCCAACACCUCCUUCCCCAACUUUAGCACCUCAACCAGGAUAGACACCCACACGCACCCCAUUCCAGAAUGGUUCAGAGCCCUCGAACUCUCAGCAGCAGGUCGCGAAACACCCAGCUGGAACGCCCCCGCGCAUUUACAGUUUAUGGCUGAGCAUAGCAUAAAGAGGUGUAUCCUUAGUGUCUCGACACCUCAGGCUAACGCCUUCGCCUCGCCGUCAAAAUUCGAAGUCGAUACUGAUCUGCGGAAGAAGAAGACCAUUGCGCUGAUGCGGCUGCUGAACGAGUACGUCGCCGAAGUAUGCAGAGUGUAUCCAGAGCAUUUCAGUUGGUUAGCCGUUACUGCGCUGCCGUACGUUGCAGAAAGUAUCAGUGAAAUCAAAUAUACGCUGGAAGAAUUAGGUGCGGUGGGGAUAAGUGUGUUGACGAACGCCGAGGGUGUAUAUCCCGGAGAUGUUGCUUUCGAGGGGCUGUGGGGGUAUCUGGAGGAGCGAGCUCAAGAAGGAGACGGGAGGGAGGUGGUAUUCAUUCAUCCCACAGACCCCGUGAUCAAACUCGAAGACGGGCGAUUGAUCUCAAGUAGACCUUCGCCCCUCCGUUCCGGCCUAGGAGAAUUUUACUUCGAAACUGCGCGCGCCAUCUCCUCCAUUACCGCCUCCUCACCACCCUACAACAGUACACUGCUCAAGUACCCACACCUCCACUGGCGCAUAUCCCACGGCGCCGGCGCCUUCCCCGACAUCAGCGAGCGCUUUCUGCUCGGCUUCCCGAAAGAAUCGGCUGCAGCGAGAGAAGCCUACAAGACACGCUUCUGGUACGACAGUGCGGGGCCGGUGUGGCCGAGGCAGGUCAAGGGGUUGACGGAGGGAUUGGGGGUGGGCGUGGAGCAGAUGGUGUUUGGCACUGACUAUCCAUAUGGUAUCGGCUUCUGGGAUGUUGAUGCGAACAUCGCCGGACUGGCGGACGCGGACUUCACUUCGAACGAGGACAAGGAGGGGAUUUACUGGAGGAACGCGCAGAGCUUGUGGCAGGGGAAGAUAGACUCUUGAGAACAGUGUCAUUUGAGGACUUGGUCUUGUCCUUAUUCGGUAAUGCAGUCAUGAUACUCUUAGAAAGGAAGAGAGUUAUUUACGUUCGGACGAUUACAGCUUCCUACAUUCCAACCUCAGCCCAAAGCCACUAAAAGAACAACAAUUCCACUUACGCCUCCACAGUUGUAACGGCA
Molecule: messenger RNA, 1577 nt
Organism: Macroventuria anomochaeta
Lineage: Eukaryota; Fungi; Ascomycota; Dothideomycetes; Pleosporales; Didymellaceae
Exons: 3
Coding region: 214-1401 (395 amino acids)
Biological process (GO): secondary metabolic process
Cellular component (GO): cytosol; cytoplasm
Molecular function (GO): carboxy-lyase activity; hydrolase activity
Source: RefSeq, a predicted model, not a curated record